This is a messenger RNA of Phragmites australis (common reed), 2799 nucleotides long. RefSeq lists its product as uncharacterized. The transcript has 4 exons. The coding region runs from base 217 to 2607 and encodes 796 amino acids. The record is from RefSeq and is a predicted model, not a curated record. Gene Ontology annotation, molecular function: protein dimerization activity; DNA binding. NCBI's taxonomy places the organism in Eukaryota, Viridiplantae, Streptophyta, Magnoliopsida, Poales, Poaceae.
AAGAAGUGGUAAUAUUGACCGUCGUUUCCGCUCGCAACCCCGUCGACCACUCCGGCAACCACACGAGAUGACGGCAACCGCAGGCGCCGAAAGCCCCGCGAAACCCGCCGGAUUCCACGAAAAUCUCGCCAAUCUCCGCCGGUAGCCGCCGUACAGCCCCACCCGGACCCCGGUCCCUACCCCCGUCCCCUCCCCGACCCAGCCGCGCUGCUGUGGAUGACUCCCGGUUUCUCGCCGGAAUCCUCGCAGCUUCCUCCCGGUUUUCCCCUCUCCGAUCUCGCCGAUCAGAUCUGCCGCCCGGAGGAGAGCGCCCGCUUGAUGACCGACGAGAGAACUGAGGUACCUGGUGCCUCAUCAACUGGAGGCACCUUCAUGGCAUCACCUUCAGCUUCUUCGAGGGCACUGGAUCCUGCUUGGGCGCAUGCAAAAGUGGAUGCCGGUUCAAGAAAUGCCAUAAUAUGUCUUCACUGUGGCAAAAAGAUUGGUGGCGGCGGCAUUACUCGCUUUAAAUAUCAUCUUGCUGGAAUUCCAGGCCAAGUUGAAACUUGCAAGAAGGUGCCCAAUGAUGUGAAGCGUCAGGUAAAACAACAAAUUGAUGGUAAGGGAAGAAAUGAAGAAAGAAGGCAUGAAGCUAGAGUUGGCCACAGUUCACGUUUUGAAGAUUCUUCAGAUGUUAUUUUCUCAACUGAGGUAGGCUCUGCAAGUCAAUUUAGACCAUCAAGGAAGCGAAGAACAGGAUACUUUCCUCCACAAGCUACCAUAGGUUCAGAACCAAGCAGUGGUGGAUUGAUGGGUUCAGAAGACAUGGUUCGACAUGGCAUGGAUGGUCCAGAAGCUCCAAAUGAUCUGUUACACGAUGCUAGAAUUGCUAUGGCUAGAUGGUGGUAUGAUGCAAAUGUACCAUUCGGUGCAGCUAAAUCUCCUUUCUAUCAGCCGAUGCUAGAAGCGAUAGCAUCUGCUGGACUAGGCUUCAAGGGACCAUCCUAUCAUGACCUGCGUGGGCCAUUAUUGAAACAUAUUGCUGAAGACAUUCGUGAAUAUCUUGAUGAUCUGAAGAGACAAUGGAGUGUACAUGGUUGCUCAAUUAUUGCUGAUAGACAAAAGGACCAUGGAGAGGGUUCCAUAAUCAAUUUUCUUGUAUACUGUCCACGAGGUACUAAGUUUUUGAAGUCCAUAGAUACUUCAACAGUGAAAGCAGAUUUACUUGAGAUAUUUGAUCAAGUUAUAAGAGAAGUUGGACCGGAAAACAUUGUUCAGUUUAUCACUGAUAUAGAUCCAAGAUAUAAGGCUACAGUUAAGAUUUUGGAGGAAACAUAUGGCACUUUUGUCUGGUCUCCAUGUGCAGCGCGUUGCAUUGACUUGAUGUUGGAGAAUUUCGCAGAUCCUAAAUAUUUUCCUAUGAUCAAUGAAACUUUAGGUAAAGCUAGAAAGAUAACAAAGUUCAUAUAUAAUCAUGCAUGGGUGUUGUCUUUAAUGAGGAAAGAAUUCACAAAUGGUAGGGAUCUGUGUCGUCCUGCCAUCUCGAGAUUUGCUACUCAUUUUCUUAGUCUCCAAUGCAUUGUCAAAUUUGAGAAAGAGCUCCGUCAAAUGGUUACUAGCAACAAAUGGGUGAAAUCAACUUACGCUAAAGGUGGUAUUGGAAAAGAUAUCGCGGCUAUUAUUCUGAAAGAUGUUGACUUCUGGGCCCAGUGCAAACAUGUUGUUAAGGUCACUGAGCCGCUGUUGCGUGUCCUGCGCUUGGUGGAUAGUAAUGAAACCCCUUCCAUGGGUUAUCUUUAUGAAGCAAUGGAAAAGGCAAAGGAGUCAAUAAGGAGAAGGAUGAUGCACAAGGCUUGUCUGUAUGGGCCGUAUCUUAGAGUAAUUGAUGCAAGGAUCGAGAAGCAGCUUCACAGUCCAUUGCAUGCAGCAGGGUGCUUUUUUAAUCCUGGUAUUUACUUUAGCCCCUCUUUUAGUAUGCAAAGCUAUGCAUUUAGGGGGCUUAUUAAGACAAUUGCUAGUUUGGUCCGUGAUGAUGAGGUCCAAGAUAAGAUAUUUCUCCAGCUUGAGGAGUACAAGAAAUCAACCGGUGACUUUGGCCUUCCGAUUGCAAUUCGUCAAAGAGAGAAACUUAAUCCAGUUGCAUGGUGGGAUAACUUCGGUAAUGCAACUCUAGAGCUUCAAAGUCUUGCAGUCCGUGUCCUCGGCCAAUGUUGUAGCGCAACAGGGUGCGAAAGGAAUUGGGAUAUUUUUGAAUAUCUCCAUUCCAAGAAUCUUAGUAGGCUUGAACGUUCAAGGAUAAGUGACAUUGUCUUUGUUCGGUACAAUCUGAAGCUUCGAGAAAGGAACCUGCGUAAGCUUAAGGAUGCCAUCGAUCCUAUCAGCCUGGACAACAUCGAUGUUCUGGAUGAAUGGGUCAGUGAAGAGCCUAGCCUUCUUUGCAGAGAUGACCUGAACUGGGAGAGCGUAGACGCACCAUUUGCUGAACCGGUUUCUGACGAUGAAGAGCUCGUCGCUAUUGACGACGAGGAGGAAGCCCCAGUGGCAGCACUGUCCUGGUCGGCAGCAGAUGCUUUGUAUUGCCCACAACCAGACCAAGACCCCUAUCUGUAUGUCACCCAAGAUUGUUAAACUUAACCUGUGUCAAUAGACCUGGUGCCCAUGUUGCAAAUGAAGUAGUGAACUGAACCUAGCUAGCAUUAGGAGACCAAUGCCAGGCUCUGAAACUUCCUUCUGCGUGGAUUGGUGAUGGUUGGGCUGUAGCAGGUCAUUUUGGGAUGCAAAAUCCAUUGCUGAAACCAGUGGCGUAGCCAAAUAUUUUGG